GAAAUGACCUCAAAGCGCUCUCAGCUGAAAACUAUUACUUGGAUGAAUAGAACUUGUCAUUUUCUUCUGACUUUCAAUCUGUUACCUUCUAAAGAGUAAACUCGACCUCUGUUCUUGUUCAAAUGGAAAAGGAAAACAUGGACUCAAACAAACAAAGUUACUGUCCAUAAUAACAAAAUGUCCUAUAGGCACUUGAUUAACUCUCCUAUCCCAAAAUUAAUGUGCUGAUUGACGUAACAUGCUCAAAAUUCCUGAAACAAUGUCAAUAAAGAAAUUUAACUUGCCAGAUUUUUCAUAUGGGGAUGAAAUUGAUUAUUAUGCUGUAUCACCAACAAUAUUGCAGUUAGAUCACCAAGAAAUCGUUGAGACAGACCAUUCAUCUGGCAAUCGUUUAUUGAAUGGUGAUUCAGUAACUGAGACAGCUACUACUAAUUCAAAUCUCGAUUUAGGAUUAAAUAAAGAAGCUGAUUAUCUAUUCUCAUUUGAAUUAGACACUAAUACACUUCCGUUAGAAUUAUUGAAUAAAGAUUUAGAUACUCCAGAUUUUAAUUGGACAGAUUUAUUACCCGACUCCAAUGAAUUAGUAUCUCUGGACGAUAUUAAUCCUGGUAAUUUUUCAAAAUCUAAACAAAUUAAAAAUGAGAAAGUGAAGUUUACCAAUUGUCAAAGAAAAUCUUUGAUGAAUCAUUUUAAUCCAAUACCAAAGUUUUCAUAUCAAGAGAAAACUAUUCAACAACAAGAACUUUUAUAUUCAUCAUCAUCAGCUCAUAGUUCUUCAAGUUCUGUCAAUAACCAUCAUAAUUGUCAUCAAUUGUUGAAUUCAAUGGAAAUUAAUAAUGAGUGUGAUAUGAAUGAUUCUUAUAAAACUAAUAAAAUAAUUUGUCUAAAUAAUGAAGAUUUACUAAAUGGUAAACCUGGAGAAUGCGUUAAAUUAACUUCAGAAGAAUAUAAAAUGCUCCAAAGAAUCGGUUGUCAACUACCUAUCAAAUUUCCAUUAAGUCAAACUAAUGAAAAAGCAAUACGUACUGUCAGACGAAAAAUUCGUAAUAAACUUUCUGCUCAAGCUAGUCGUGCCAAACGUCAAAGGUAUGUAAUUGACUUGGAACGUCGGUAUUCUAUGUGUACUGAAGAAAUCAAACAAUUACGUCGACAAGUAUAUGAAUUGGAGGAAGAUAAACGGAGUCUUACAAUACAUCUACGCAAAUUACGGUCUUAUAUCAAUAAAUUCAUGAAUAAACGAAGUGAAAAGUCCUAUUUACCACUAUUCAUAAACUCCAACAAUACUGAAUUUAAUCAUAAUAAUAAUAAUAAUAAGGUGACUGCUAAACAAGCCGCUAAAGCGGCAGCCGGUGGGACUAGUCUCUUGUUAAUGACGUUUAUGAUAUUGAUGUGGACUGCUGUAGUUCCAAUACCGUCGGUCAUAAAAACGUUAGAUACUGCAUCAUCGAUGUCUACAAGAAAUUUUUUCAGUUCAUUUCCAGGUCGGUCUCGAAUGUUGAUGAGUAUUAACAACCCUCCAGAAUUGUAUUCUUCCUCCUCCUCGUCUUCUCAAGACCUAAUUCUUAAUGAAUCAAAAACAACUUUAUCCAAUCCGGAUAUUACACCUGAGAAUACAAUUCAAUAUAUUGUUCCGAUUAGUAAGUUUAUUACACCAGUGGUAAGUGAUUUUUUAUUCGUGUUUAUUAUGUUUUGUUUCUUUUUUUUACGAGAAAAUCAUGAGUUUAAUGUUUAAUGCUACCUAAGAAUUUGUCUUCGUCGUCUCUAUUGUUUUGAAGUUAUUCAAUCAUUGCGAUAGUUAAACCUGAUUGUUGUAUACUACACUGUAUACAACUAUGAAGUGGCGUAGAACCGUGAUGAGGGAAAAAAUAUGGAUAGCUUUUUCUACCGGUGUUUCCGAAGUUUUUAAUGUAUCUAUGUAGCUGUUGUGUCUUGUUAUUGAGGUUCAGUACGGCCUAUGAUGUUAUGGAUUUAGGAACAAAAACGAUUGAGUUCCUCUAAUACGAUUGGUUCUCUUUGGAACUAACAACAAUCAAUUAUACUCAACACAUCAAACCUCGACGGCUAAGACAGGAAGAAGACGAUAUGCAGGUAACUUAACAUUUGUGGUAGAACAAGCAACUCAAACAAAAUUGGUACAAAAGUUGUUACUAUAUUAGCAGAAUAUGACCUUCGAGUAUGUAGCAGCUUAUCGAACUAAAAAAACAUGGCAACCAGUUAGAGGGCAAAGGUCAUACGGAAAAUCGAGUGGGCAGAAAUUAUCGUUCCACAACAGAUCUUAGCCUUUCUAAGAAAAUCUGACUAUUCGUGCAACCGCCUUAGCAGUAGCGUAAGAAUCACAUAGCUAACGUUUUCAUUAAGCGAUAAAUUUUAAGAUCAUCCGUUAAUUUUUUAAAUCGUUUAUGAACUGCACAAUGAUUCAGAACUUUAAUCAAUUUGGAAAUAAUGGCCAUCAUCAUAAAAUAAUAUUCUAUGCACAUUUCAAUGUGAUUGGCUUAUAUUCAUGUAUCGUUUAUACAUAUUAAGUAGUUUAGUUUGUUAUGUAUUUUAUGUAAGACUAUUUGCUUUUAACUGUUUUGCAUUAAUUAUCAAGCAAUUAAGUUUAAGUCUGGCCUAUUCUAUCUUAAAUAUUCUACAAUCUAAAUGAUUAUUACUUUCUUCAUCAUUUUCAAACUAGUUAUUGUUAAUUUUCACACUUACUUAUACUGUUUAUUACAGUGUUAGCAACUCUUGAAUCGAUUUUCCAUAUUUGUGCCAAUUUUUAAAGCAAAAUGUACUCUGCGUUCUAGUGUCAGAAAAUUAGUGCAUGUGAUUUAUUAAAGUCAGUAUACUAAUGUUUGCUGGUGUGUGAGUAAGCUGGAAAAAAACUAGAGGAGAGAAAAACAAAACAUAAGAUCAAUCCAGGAACUCAUUGAUUGUUGAACUAACCCUUGUCGAUAGGUACAGACUAUGCUUUAUUGAGGUCCACUCGAUUAUCAUAACCACUAAUUGAAGAUGUUUGAUUGUGGUGGCAUGUCUCAAAACUAAUCUGAACGGUUCAGAUGUAUUCACUCUUUAUCUUUCCUUACAUCUUGAGUUUCAAAAUUAUCUUAUACUUGAUAUUCAUCAAAUUAGUUUUUGCUUCAAGAUCCAUAUUCUCUAUGCCUUAUGUUUUCAUCCUUUACUAUCACUAAUUCUGUUAGCAGUUCUACUAUCCUGAUGCGUUUGUCUUGAUAAUUUCAUUAUACUGUGUUGAUGUAGUAUGAACAAGUUGAACCGAUCCGAAUAUUUAUCAGAUUCUAUGUUGUUUAUGACCUACUAACUAAUAUAAAUCACUUCAUAUUCAUUAAAUAAUGUUUCAUUUUAUUUAUUUUCAUUUGAAAGAUUACUGAACAAUAAUGAAUAAUCUAUCAGAAAUUAAUUUACAUUUAUAACUAAUAUUUUUACACCACAAUUAUCCAUAUACAGUGCCCAAACCAAACACAGAAUCAAUAUUCUCUAAACAGUAAAUUUGACGUUAAUAAUAAAUAAUUCCAAAGAGAGAGAGAAAAAAAGAGGAAAACAGUUGAAUAGAAUGAAGCAAUCAAUGAUGCUUUC
Molecule: messenger RNA, 3573 nt
Organism: Schistosoma guineensis
Lineage: Eukaryota; Metazoa; Platyhelminthes; Trematoda; Strigeidida; Schistosomatidae
Source: the annotation of a GenBank genome assembly